Messenger RNA from Theileria parva strain Muguga, 4971 nucleotides. RefSeq lists its product as uncharacterized. The record is from RefSeq and is a predicted model, not a curated record. The coding region runs from base 224 to 4948 and encodes 1574 amino acids. The transcript is spliced from 5 exons. Lineage: Eukaryota; Apicomplexa; Aconoidasida; Piroplasmida; Theileriidae.
UUUUAUUAAAUUAUUUUAUUAAUUUUAUUAUUUUUUUUAAAUGGAUUCUCCAGGCUUAUAACAGUAGGGAAAGUUGUACAAUAAAUUAUUUUUUAAUUUUAAAUAUUAAAUAAUUUUUAAAUUUGAAAAUGUCAACUAAUUUAUUCACUAUUUGUAAAGUAAUUUAUUCACUAUUUGUAAACUAAUUUAACUAUUUAAAGUAAUUAAAAAUUUCAACCGCAGGAUGGAGAGUAAACGGCCUCCGGAUGAGGUAUUAUUUAAAUGGGACCCUAAGGGUAAUUUUACUUCUCUAGGACCAACUCCUGGCGCCAAUUUCACCAAACGCCGAAUGACAAAUUUGCACAAUUCUUACAAAAUUAUCAACCAACUUAAACUAAAUGAAUUGGAGUUGGAUAAGAUAUUAAAGGAAUCUACGACGGAGGGUUUAAAUGUGAGACCGGAGACUUUGGAGAAGCUCCGUGACAAACGGGCGGAAUUGCUUAAAAAUUUGAAAAAAUUCCAACUCCACAGUUGCAAGGAUUGGCUCGGAGAAAACACACCCAAGUCAAGUAUUCACAAGGUGGACACUCUGGACAGAUUAUCUUCAAUGAUAAUUAACCCCGAAUUCCCAAUUAAACAUGAGGCCGUACUUUACAGCGUGCAAUUGGGGAAAUCAGACCUUGAAUUCUACAACGCCUUGUAUCUCACAAAGUUGACCAGAAUGAGUAAUCCAACCGUGCUAGAGUUAAUUAGACAACCAGUUUUCAUCAGGGAUCGAAUGUUACUACUGACUGACAGGAAAACAUGCAACUGCCCACUCAACGCAAUCACAAAACAAACCACACAACGACAUCUUCUACCCAGGAGAUCUUUUCACGAUACACAAUCUCAAGGGGAUGGUAUAUUGAAUAAGUUGAUGAGUCCUGGUGCGAAUCCUAUGAGUCCGGGGUUAUUCUCGUCGGAUCGGAGCUGGUCGCAAACACUCCUGGGCGCUGAGAAGAAACAUGAAUUGCCAAAAGAUGACAUUAGUGACGGUGAUAUUGUCUGUCCCUUUCACGUUCCACAGGACUUACCAGAACAGCUAAAGUCACCUAAAGGACACUCUGGAUACAUUAAAGAUUACAAUUUACUCUACCGCUCUGAUUCCACCGCCAACGAACACUUUCUAAUCCUACACCAACUUACUCAUUCUACUGUGAAUAACACUGGUGACACAGUGAAUGACACACCUGGUACUCCAAUGGGUAAGUACAGAUUACCGUCAAAAUUGUUGUCGAUUAAUUCUGUGUACUUGAGAGACUUUGAAUUUGAGCGUCACUACUCUUGUAAACCGGGUGACCUCAGGGCUAACCCGGUCACCACAGGAGACACUGUGAGUUUAUCCAGUGUUUACACAGGAUUAGCUCUUUUUAUAGCUACAAAGACUGAGUUCCUCAUUUGCAUCACUGAUCACACUAGAUUAACAUUUUGCACCCCUAACACACAGUCAUCUUGCACCCCUGAUAACACUAGCUUAAAAUUUUGCAUCCUAUUGCGUGAAAAGAAUUUAGGCCACAGUGUGGUGGAAAUACUAUCACACAAGAGCACCGGGCGCAUAUUUCUACUAGCGACUAAUAGCUUAUUAUACGAAUAUCAAUACCAGCUCGGCUUUAAAUCAACCUCACUUCUAGACCAUAAAAUUUUCAGACUCAUCCAUGGAGCAUUUGUCUAUGGUAAGAAUUUGGUCACAGCGUGCAUCAGGAGGAACACAGUCUACUCUCUUCCCAGUACUAAUUUGACAAAUACUAACUCUGUGACCAGAAAUAACUCAGUUUACAAUUGUCUGGAGGGACUGGAGAAACCAGUCGUGGGAUCAGUUCUCUAUUACCCACCACUUCUCUGGGGUCAAUCACACACUAACAACACUAGUGACAAUGAUAAUAUAUUUCCCAAUGGAUCUCAAUGUGCAUGUGGUUUGGGAUGUAGGAGGUACAAGGUGAACACGUACCUCAGGUGUAUAAACCCGUGGAAUAAAACGUAUAUGAAAAUGUCAGACAGUAUUGGAAUUAUUGACCAGGACCGGUCAAUAAUCUCACUUUUAAACUCCUCUACGGGGGAUCUCUCCGUUUUCUACAUUCACUCCAAUAUUUCUCUACAGGAAUAUACCAACAGUAUCCACAGGGGACAUCGCAUAUUUCCAUACGAUUUAACAUUAUACAAUUUGAGACAUAGUAAUAUAAUUAACUCUUUGGAUAAAUUGGGGUACGGGAGACAUUCGUACGGUACGAAGUUUGUGAAGAUGUUGGCGCCGCCGGUGAACUUUGUCCAGGGCGUUGACUUGAUUAUUGUGGACAAUUUAGGCACUAGGAUUUUCAUCGGGUUCUCCAAUCUCUCACUUGUUAAUACUACCGGAAUCGCCUCAGUCACCGCCACUCUAAACCCCUCAGACACCAUUCACAUUACUCCAAACUCUAACACUAACACACAGAGUACACUGUCUACUAGUGCACAGAGUACUAGUGCACAGAGUAAAUUAGUAUUAUCUGUGAAGGGAUUUAGAGUAUCAAUGCGUAAUGUGUGUCAGGGUGUGGGAUUUGCAAGAGGUCCAUUUUCAUUAUUCAGAGCAAAGCCUAAUGUCUCCAGUUUCAUGGUUGAUGAUUUGUUUAUCACGAUGGAGCCUGUGAGGAAGAAUAACAACGGGACGCUCAUUAGAGUAAUUUUAACCUCAAACGAUUCCACAAGCUUCUUUCAGAAUUAUCCCACACUGCCACUCUCUGUUACUGAGGAGUUUUACUACUUCAACGAGGAUCUUAGGUAUAAAAAUUUACAGGAGAAUCAGCCCGUAGAAUACUACCACGAGUUCUAUCUCAAACUCACAGAUAAAGAAAAGAUUCUAUCCGUACACAUGGAGACAUCUGUUUUCCCCGGUAAACCCGAUUCUAUCUCGGUUAACCAGGAGUUAAUUAAUAAGGAGUUAAAUUGUAAAUCUAAUGAAUUAGGGGACAGUGUGACUGGGAGUAAAAUGGUGAUAGUGACAACGGAGAAGGUGUACAAAUUUAACAGAUUAGACUUGAACUUGAUCAUCAAACUGUUGAUAAAGUAUACUAAAAACGCGGUAGAUCUCAUUAAACCACCGCCAAUUCUCUGUACACCAACACACAAUCGCAACUCCACCAACUCCACCGUAAAUUAUUCACAGGAUGAAGGAGAUGUACAAGAUGAGAGAUUUAUUCUGAAUAAAUAUAUUAAAGGGGAUAAAGAGGAGAAUUACUUUAUAAACUCUUUAAAGGUUGGUAAAUUAUCAGAGUGUCCCGUGAACUCUGUCAACACUAACCCUGGCACUGCGGACAUGUCAGAGUAUAUGAAAUACUUACAAGGGAAUAAAAAGAAUGAACUGACUGACAUUUUUGGCGAGGAUUUAGUCGAGGUUUGCGAAAACUCAAAGGAACUCGUGGGAUACUCUUUGUACUACCUCUCAUGGCUCUACGGGCCUGAAACACUCUUUAAACAUCUUUUCACAUAUUUAACCGAGUUAAAACAGGAUUUUGAUCAUAUUUCAGAUAAUACCGUGGUGAACUCUGUGAACACAAGUAACGUGGUGAACACUGUGAAUACAAUGAACGAAACUGUGGACAGGGACAUAAUAUAUAAAUAUUUGUUGUGUAGUUUGGACGAUUAUAAUGUGUUUAUGGGUAGUUUUGGGAUCCCUUCGAGGAUAUUUAACUAUGUAGUCCCAGGCUGUUAUUCAGUGCUGGAUCACAAGUUUGAGAAGCCUGUAAUCUCACCCUGGUGUAAUUUCGUCUCUUUUUCCAAUAAUAACAAGGUUAAACAUGCCAGAGUUACGGCCAAUACCUCACCUCUUGUUGACGGAUUAUUACUACUGGUUUCAGAACUUUUGACGCCAAUUUAUCUUAACAGAGUAUUGAAUUUGGUACCAAAUUUACACACUCUCACGGUGAUAAACGGUGUGGAAGGUAAUUUUAACCCGAUCAGCGUUAACAGAGUGAGGUACACCCUCAAUAAUUUAGUGUUAGACAAAUUUGAGGAUGAAAAUGAGUUUGUGGUGGGCAGUAGAGUUGACACUUAUUUAACUACUGAGCUGUCAAUGGGACUGGAAAUGGCUAUGAAACAGUUGGAGCAGCUGAAUUCACUCCACUCGAUAGCGCUGGAACUGAUAAAAAACUACCAAAAGUGUAAUCUGGAGAAUGUAAUUCUGUUAAUGACAACACUGGGCCCAAAUGUCCAGCGGAUGAUCCUGAAGCCGAAUUUACACCAAUACGAACCGUAUCCAGUUAACUCAGGCCCACUUCCAGACAGUUUCUCCACCACACCGUUCACCGAUUUGUAUCACACCAAUGGUACGGGAGAUACCACUGCGAACACUGGAGAUACCACUGUGAACACCGUAGACGCAUUAAAAUCCUUGAUUAUUGAGCGGUAUGAAGCUGAUUUGAGGACGUUGAAGGAGUUGGUGCUGGUGUUGGAGGUGGCUCAGGAGUUUUUGGCCUCGUGUGUGCUACUGCACCGUAGCACUGCGCUGGGCGAUUACAAGUAUGAAUUUGACAAGAACUUGCAUUUAGUAACUUUGCUUCCCUCAAAAACGGCGAAUUCUUUUUUUACGCCGUCGGACUAUGUGCCAAAGUCUGACAAAUUUGUAACCCCGUUUAAAUGUAAAUUUACCCGCGAAUCGCCCAAAUCCAAACUCACAAUCACCCACAGCAUACUCAACAUCAUAGCACAAGCUAAUUUAAUCAACCUAUUUCUGAAUAAGGACGUGUACAAGUUGUUUAGAAUUGUGGUUUGGCUCAUCGGCGGUGAUACUUCAGCACUAGAAAAGUUCUUCUACGGACACAUCUUCACGUUUGAGGAGAUAACGAGUAUGAACAGGUGUAAUAGGGUAAAGUAUUUGGAGCGUCACUUUGAGAAUACGCAGGACGCUUCAAAGUGCGAAUACAUACACUCACUAAUUAAACAAUUUACCAUUAACUAAUUAAAAUCAAUUUUACCAACAUA